Messenger RNA from Plectropomus leopardus (leopard coralgrouper), 625 nucleotides. NCBI's taxonomy places the organism in Eukaryota, Metazoa, Chordata, Actinopteri, Perciformes, Serranidae. The record is from RefSeq and is a predicted model, not a curated record.
UCCAUUAUCUAAGCGCCUCGUCAUGGCGGCUCAGACCCGGGCUCUGGUGUCGGCUCAGUGGCUGGCAGAUGCUGUCAGAAACAACCUCGUCGGACCAAAGCUCCGUAUUCUGGACUCCUCCUGGUACCUCCCGAAAACCAAGCGGGACCCGAGAGCUGAAUUUGCGCAGAAACACAUACCGGGCGCGUCUUUUUUUGACAUCGACGACUGCUGUGACAAGUCCUCUGCGCUGGACCACAUGCUGCCCACUGCCACCCACUUCUCCCAGUAUGUGGGGGAUCUGGGCAUCGGGAACGACACGCACGUCGUGGUUUAUGACACCAGCGACUUCGGGUCUUUCGGCGCGCCCCGGGUCUGGUGGAUGUUCCGGUUGUUCGGUCACGGUUUGGUGUCGGUGCUGGACGGAGGUAUGAAGAACUGGCUGGCUGGAGGCUUCCCGGUGACAGCUGAGUACUGCAAGCCGGACUUCCGAGAGUUUAAAGCGGAUUUGAAUCAGCCCUGGGUCAAGAGUUAUGAAGACAUGCUGGACAACAUCGCGACCAAGAGGGUCCAGGUGGUGGACGCCAGGUCAGCAGGGAGGUUCAGGGGCGUUGAACCGGAGCCCAGAGACGGUGAGCAGGAUUAG